AUGUCCUGGAAACUCAAUGUGGUAGUUUACUUGCUAAGCUUGAUCGGUAGUACGUUGUCAAACUUAUGCGAUAUAAACAACUGCUAUGAAAUUUUCCCAGAAGACAACAUACCUGGUGCCACAGUUAAUGAAGCGAUGGAAUUCUGUGCAGCGGGAGUUGGUGGUUUUCUGGCUUCUAUUCAUAAUGCAGAAGUGAACAGUAUGAUAGCAAAGCACUUGAGUGAAAAUGAAGAAAAUGGCUCAGCACUAAUAGGUAUUCGAUACUAUCCAAGCGAGAAAAAAUUCUUUUGGCUUGGUGAUAACUCUAUGGUAAAGUACACCAAUUUUGACGAGAACUUUGUCACGUCAGCACCGACCAAAGGCCAUUGUGCGGUAAUAACCGCUGCCGGUUUAUGGAUUAACAUUCACUGUAAUAACACCCGGAAUUAUCCUGCCCUAUGCGCUAUUCCAAAACGUAAAAGGUCUGAAAAACCAUGCACAUAUCUUCUUGCUGUUGGACAAGAGUAUCGUAUAGAAAUACAAGUUAUUGAUGCAGCAUUUUCUGAAAACAGCUAUAUUAACCUGUACCGCGGUUGGGAUCCCAGUGAAGAUUAUCUUGUUGAAAGGCAAUAA
This is a messenger RNA of Enterobius vermicularis (human pinworm), 612 nucleotides long. The record is from the annotation of a GenBank genome assembly. NCBI's taxonomy places the organism in Eukaryota, Metazoa, Nematoda, Chromadorea, Rhabditida, Oxyuridae.